ACACUCGCGCACACGGAAAAGAGAGGACCAACAUGGCUGAAGCGGAGGGAAGCGAGAUAACUUCUGGGGGGAUUUUUCAGGAGAUUUUCACUUCCCCGUUAAACUUGACGCUGCUCAGCCUCUGCUUGUUCCUCCUGUAUAAGAUCUUCCGCGGAGACAAACAACCGGAGCUGGGUGAUGUGGAACCGCCGUUACCGAAAAUGAAAAGGAGAGAUUUCACUCUCGCGGACUUGAAGCCCUACGAUGGAUUGCAGAAUCCCAGGAUCCUCAUGGCUGUCAACGGUAAAGUGUUCGACGUGACCCGGGGAAAGAAGUUCUACGGACCAGGUACGUGAACGUAGCGCAGACUGACUCUCGUGAAAAGUACGACCUGUUCUGUAACGUCCAUCUCCUUUUAACGGACGUAACGUCAGUAACGACUGCGAUCUUGAAGUAGCCGUUUGUGCAAAAGUAUUUUCACUUUUGUAACAUUGUUCUGCCGUAACUGUCACAUGUAAACCAUCUAUUAUGUUAUACAAAUUAUGUUUUUUAACUGCAAGUUUACGCCACUCCCCUUCAGUUUGAUAGCUGUGAUCCUGUUUCACAACAGACGAGCAGACUUGAAAUCAGAGAUCGUCAAUGCAAGAAGUGGAGUCACUCUGUAUUAAAAGUACAAAUGUAUUUAAGUAUCAUUGUAAUUAAGUAAAAAUUUAAAAAAGACAAACGGUGGUUUGCCUCAAAAAGCCACAACAAAAAGAGACAAAAAAGAAAAUGUUCUCGCCUCUAUAUAGUUUAGAAAUACUUAGGACAUUUUAGACUGUAUAUUUUUGAGCGUUUGAAAGACUGCUUAGUAGGGGUGGGAUAAAAGUAUCGGGAUUUUUAUUUUUCUUAUUUUUUGUAUUUUAUUUUAUUACAAUUUUAAAUCCAUUUUUAUGUUCAAUUUUUUUUUUUCAAAUGGAAGAAUAAAUCUUAAAAACUGACUUUCAUGUGAUGUGUAUUUUUUGGUGAAAUAUAGUUCCUGAAAUAGUCAGUAGGAAAUCAGAAUCAUUCAACUGUUUCACUGGUGUUAAAAAUGCAGACUAAAAAUCGAGGAAAUCGACAAUAUCGUACAGUCGCAAUUUAAAUCGAAUCGGCAUACAAAACAUCGUAGAAGAAUGGAAUCAGGAGAAAAGCAUAUCGUCCCAGCCCUACUGUUUACUGUGACUUUGUGUAUAAAGUUCCAGGGCAUUUAUGUGGGUUUUAUAUUUCAAACAUUAGUUUACUCCAACCGGUUUUACCUUUUGUGUCAAUGUGAUUUUUUUUAGUUUGUGUGGGUCUUCUCAGAUUCUGGUUGUUGCUCCCAGGCAAAUAGUUAAUAAAAAUGUUAUGAUAUAAUCUUCCAGGUGUCAAUUUCCCCUUGAUUUUAUUUCAUUACUUUUUUUAAACAAACAGGAAAAAAAAGAAAACAGCGGUCACUGUUUAUCCAGUACAGUGAAGAGAGAGGAAAAGCUUGAUGGACCAUUGGUUGGGUUGUUCAAAAGAAAGUCAAAGAAAACUCACCCUCACAGUCUUACAGGAAAUAAUUUAUAAUAUCGCUGGAAUUUCUGUAAAGAGAAGAAUUUGUCUUGGAAAAAAAUAAAUUUUGUCUGCAACAGUUCUUAAUUUUAUGUCAGGCUUCAUGUUUCUGUUUCCUGGAAACGCAUACAGUGUAAGUCAUCACUGUUUUAUCAUGUCUCAGAUGUUACCUCUGUUGCCUGUAACCUCUGACCAACAUGAUAACUCACUGUCAUGCUUACUUUUCACUGCACCACACUCUGCCCUGAAGCCUAAAACCUUGGAGAGUUGGCGGUUCACAGUUUUCAGAGCAUUAUUCAGGGACAUUCUGUGUUUAAUGUGGCGACUGGUUUCCUUUAAACAUGUAAUGUUCAGGUUUGGCUCGGAUUGGUGUUUUUAGCCUGCUGAAAUUUUGCUCUGUUGUAAAAGUGAACUACUUUUUACUUAUCUUCUGAAUACUAAACAAACAAAGUUUUAAAUGUGAAAUUCUGUCUUGAAAUGAGCAGCUUCUUGUUAAACUUAAUGUUGAAAAAAUAAUAUCCAGUUUAUAAAACAUUUGGUCACUUGUACCAGUGUUUCUUUUCUUUUUUUCACAUCACCCACUUUGUGUCUGGGCUUUCUUGCAGAGGGACCAUAUGGAGUGUUUGCAGGCAGAGAUGCGUCCAGAGGUUUGGCCACAUUCUGCCUGAGUAAGGAGGAUCUGAAGGACGAGCAUGACGACCUGUCUGACCUGAACAGCAUGCAGCAGGAAAGCCUCUCUGAGUGGGAAUCUCAGUUCACCAGUGAGUGUGUCAGAUGAGAAGGCAUCAGGUUUUAAAACUAGAACAAGACAAUAGACAAUAACACAAAAAAUACGCUGGAAAACCCAAAGUAUUGAAAAUGUAAAAGUUUUCAUAAAAAACAUUCAAAUAUUUUGAAAACACAAAAUUCCUGGUCAUAUAUAAACAUUUGUGACUGAUUCUUUUAAACCUUUCUUUUUGUACCUCUUUCUGAUAAAUAUUUUUAAGUUGCAAUUUUUGUCCUUAACCACUCCUUUUUUUUGUCUUUCCAGUGAAGUAUGACUAUGUUGGUAAGCUCCUGAAGCCUGGUGAGGAGCCCACAGAGUACACAGAUGACGAGGAGGGAAAAGACAAAAAGGAGGACUAGGACGUGCGACGUGGCUGAGAGGGAAAAAACAACAGAUGCCUUAAUGUUCCUGUGAAGUUUUGAUGCUUCCUUUUAGGACCAUUCAGAGAAAACUCAGACCUGCAUUCUGUUAUUUUGGGUCAUCACAAUACCUGAAUUUAUACCCUGACUGAUUUCCAUGUUUAUUUGAACAGAGUCACAUUAUAUGUACACUUUGUAGUGAUGUAGUCCUAGUAGUUUUGUUUGAGUUAAGCCAAAUUGACUCGCCUUUAGACUGAUUUAUUGACCGACCAAUCCCAGCGUUACACCCCAGCACUGAUAGCCGUAUGCCCUGUAGGUUAGGGGUUGAUGCUAUCAACAGUUCUCUUGUAUAAAACUUUGUUAAUACCGCUGGUGAUGUUAUUGUAGAUUGUACACAUUCCUUCAAUCACAAAGUUCAGCUCAGCUGGCGUUGAAAUGAAUCAUCUCAGGAAGUGGUGUAAUUUUAAAGACAUGCAUGAAAGGACUGAAGAUAGAGCCAGAGGUGAAAAGAAAUAAAUGUUCAGUGUUUCAUAAUACCUGGAUGUAACUAUCAGAACUACAUUUGUUCUUAUUCUUCCUCUUUAAUUCUGCCACAGUCACCUCAGUUAUAGUAACAUGAGGCACACAAAACACAAAAUAAAAACAGAAAAGCAUACUUAUACUGUAUAUUUGGAGCAAAAUUAGGCUUAUUAUUAUGCAUUGACCAUGCAGAUAUCUGCUUAAGUUCUGCAAAUGUGAGCAUUAUUAUCUUGUGCACAAAAAAUGAAAGCAAUCCCAAGAUUUCAUAAACGUAAACCCAGUCAGUAAUUUUUGGAGCAUGGUUUUUGACUCUACAGUGAAAGAGAUCAGUAGAUAGUAUGAGCCAAUCUUAGAUUGACACAAUUCUGGGCUGAAAAUUUGCAGUUCCUGAUGAAAAGCAGAAGCAGUUAAACUAACGGAAAGCAGAUAAGUUAAUGCAGAAUUAUUUUAGCACUUAUGUGCAUACACCGAAGCACUGAUAAACAGCUCAGCUUUUCUUUUACACAUAUGUCUGCACCACCUACAUGUGUGAGCUAAAUUCUGUCUGUCUGAAUUCCAUCCACUUUUCCAAGAAGUUUUGUACAUGCUGAAUAUAAAAAGAUGAUGAUGAUGGAUAGAUAUUUGUGACUGUAAACUCCUGUUUAUGUCAGCCGUUAUCCCCAGUCAUGCAUUUCAUAUUUUCUGCAAUUUUUUGUUUAAUUUGGAAACCUCAAAAUGACAAUCCAGGUUAUUGCAUCAGCAGAGCCAUUGUAGUGAGAUCAUUCAAAGUCUAGUUUUAAGUAUUUAGCAUCAAUUUUAUAAUCAAUUUACCUAUAUUAUUAAAAAUACUGUAUAAACCAUUGUCUAGUUUAAGUGUCUGAAAUGUGAAAUUUUCUAAUAUGCUUUAUACAACUUGAAUACAGUUAGAUCUUUGACUGUAGGUCAGGAGAGUAAUGUGCAAUGAUUUUAUAUAAAACCGUUAAUGCAUAAAAGAUAUGAUGUUAACUAUAAUAAAGAUACAGCAUCAUGAGGAAGCUGAAGCCAAAAUAAUGCCAGCAAAAAAAAAAAUUAAGUCUUAGAAAUUCAAUUUUCCAAGUGUCAUAAUCGCAGUUAUUCCUCACCAAAACUGAUGAUUUUUCUGCCUUCAUCAAACUUAAAUCAUUAUUGAAACCAAGCAAACAUUUACUUUGAGGCGGCUACAUGUCUUUUUGAACUUUUUAUUUUCCACCAUAAAACACUAAUUUCUAUGAGCGCGCUAUGUACUAAUGACUGUAGGCUGUGUGUCAUAUCAAUUCCUGAACAUGGAGGCAUUGUUCCAGCAACAUUUUGAAAAGGCUACAUUAUGUAGUUACUAGGCUUUAAGCCCACAGAUGUGGUUUUUCAGAAACUAUAUUUACAUGGAUAAAGUGUUCAUUCAUCACAUCCAACGAUGUGGAAGAAGUUUGUAUUUAGCUGACUGGAGAAAACUGUGUGGUGUAUCAUUUGUGAAUAUUUUUCCAUGCGUAAAGCUGAGGUUGUGACUUAAAAACAGAUUUAAUGAGGGAACAGUUUGAUAUUGCAUGUACAACACAAACUUCACGUCAUAAUGCUAUAAUAAUCUUUAAAAAUGUAAUUUUGAUUUAAUAAAGAGAUUUUAAAAAUUGAG
Molecule: messenger RNA, 4801 nt
Organism: Xyrichtys novacula (pearly razorfish)
Lineage: Eukaryota; Metazoa; Chordata; Actinopteri; Labriformes; Labridae
Source: the annotation of a GenBank genome assembly